AUGAUCUAAAGUCCUACUUAUAAAAAAAUAUAAAAAAUAAAAAGAUUAUAUCAAAUAAUUAAACUUAUAGGCUAAGUCUGGAGCUUGCCAAAGGACUAAGAGAUUUGCAUUCUAAAAAUAUCUUGCAUUUAGAUAUUAAGCCAGGAAAUAUUUUGUUUGGCAUUGAUCUAAAAUGGAAAUAUGGAAGGUUUCACAGCUCAAUAUUCAUCACCCGAAUAAUACUAGCUUGCUAAUUGCCAUUCUAAGAAGUCUAUUACUAAAUCUAGUGAUAUUUAUAGCCUUGGAUUAGUUUUUAUGCAAUUGACUGGAGUUGAUAUUAGUCAAAAAUGGGUUUUUUCUGAAAAACUUAACGGAGGAAACUAUGAUAAAUGUCUUAAUCCAAACUAUGAAUAAUUUAAUACAAUAAUCAAAUAAAUGGUUUGCUAUGAACCUGAAUAAAGAUUAGAAAUAAAUGCCGUUGUUCUUAAAAUUAAAUAAAUAAUAAAAAAUGAAUAUGAAAGCAAUUAGAACUAAUCAAAAAUACAAGUUUUGAAAAAAGCACAAUCAAACGGCCUCUUAUAGAAAAAAGAAGAUUCAAGAGAGCAAACUCCAAUCAAUUUGUCCAGAAAUAGUAGUAACCUAAAUAUUCUAUAAAACUCAGUUGUUGAAUAAGAAGAAUAGCCCAAAUCGACAAUAAAAAAGUUAAAAAUAAUAAGAAGACCAAGCUUAAAAUUAUUUUAAAAUGAUAUAAUUUAAUAAGAAAUAAAUAAAUAAGGAAAUUAAUCUCCUAUCUCUCCUUAGGUUUUUAAGUAAACAAUUUAUAAUUAAAAAAGCGGAGAUAAUACACCAAAGCUUCCAUAAAUAAAAUAAAAUCCUGCUUCAUUUAAUGUAAGUGGCUAUUUUAAUCAUGCCCAAACACCAAAAUAAAUAGUUCAAAACAAAUAUUCAAAUAUUAAACUAGGAUUUUCUAAUGUUUUAGCUUAAAGCUCCUACAGUUCAGAUUUUAAAGAAUCGAAUUCUAAUUCUCCAUUAAGUAUCUACAAUUCUCCUUCAAACUCUUCAAAUUCUCAAAAAUUUAAUUUCAGAUAAAAAACGCCUUCAUAAUUUUCAAACUAUAAUCAAGAUUUUGAUUUCUUCUAAAAAUAACAAUAACAAGAGUUAAAUAGUCCAUAAUAUAAAAUUCCUUUAAGAAAAAUAGAUUCCACGUUAGCAGUUAAAGAUUUUAAUCUACCAAAGUUAAAAUUAGAAAGUAAUAAUAUCCAUAGUAAUAUUUACUAGGAAUAUGCAAUUCAAUAAAACCAACAUAAAAUACAAAAAGUUAAUGGUAAUUUGUUAAAUAGUAGUAAUUAUUUUGGAUAAAAAUAAAAAUAGUAAAAUCACAAUUAAUUUUAAAACUAAGAAUAAGGAAAUAACCAAAAAAGAAGGAGCUCAUCUUUAAUUACUUUCUAAUGA
Molecule: messenger RNA, 1431 nt
Organism: Tetrahymena thermophila SB210
Lineage: Eukaryota; Ciliophora; Oligohymenophorea; Hymenostomatida; Tetrahymenidae
Product: kinase domain protein
Exons: 3
Source: RefSeq, a predicted model, not a curated record